GUGCUUCCUCCCGGAAGUUGGCUGACCCAGCAUUCUUCGCGGCCAUGCAUGGCCGGUUUGUGUCCCAGAAGAUCAGCCGAACGCGUUGGCGGCCGGAGCCCGGCUCCAGUUUACGGCCGCCAGAAUGUCUCGCCACCGGCUCCUGGGAUGCGGAGCAGAACAAAGUGUGCCUUUGGGAGACACAUGACAUUGAUAGCACUGAAUCAGACCAGUUGCUUGUGGAGGACCCUGAACUGCUGUGUGAAAUAAAGCACAAUGGUGAUGUCAUGGAUUUGCAGUUUCUAGAUCAGGAGAGGAUCGUCACUGCUUCAUCUACGGGAAGUGUGACUGUGUUCCGACAUCAUCCAAACAACCAGACUCUUUCGGUCGCCCAGCAUUGGGACCGGGUCCACUAUCAUUCCAAUAUCAGCACCCCCUGCACCAGCCUGGCUUGUAGUGGUCCUGAGAUUAUUACUGUUGGGGAAGAUGGCCGAAUCAACCAUUUCCAACUUGACUUAAAGGAACCAGUGCGGACUAUAGACAAUGCUGACAGUAGUUCACUCAAUGCAAUUACCUUUCUGCGGACAACAGAGAUCUUGACAGUUAAUUCCAUUGGACAGCUGAAAAUCUGGGAUUUCAGGCAGCCAGGAAACAAACCUUUACAAAUAUAUUGUUUCACAGAUGAGCGAGUGCCUCUGCACUGUGUAGACAGGCAUCCGAACCAGCAGCACAUAGUGGCAACAGGCGGCCAAGACGGAACGCUCUGUAUCUGGGACGUCAGACAAGGAAAUAUGCCCAUCUCUGUGUUGGAUGCUCAUUCUGCAGAAAUGUGGGAAGUUCAUUUCCAUCCUUCCAACCCUGACCAUGUCUUUACGUGCUCCGAGGAUGGAUCUCUGUGGCACUGGAAUGCAUCUAUUGUUAAUUCUGAAAAGCCUUCCUUUCUUCAAGGUAAAAGAAACUUCGCAUUAGCUGAUCCGGCUUCCCAGGUUGACAUGAACCAGUCAGUGACCAGUGCAUGGGUCACCAGUGAUAUUACAAAAGGAAAAGUAGAUGCCAAAAAUCUGCUGUCAGAUUACAUCCUGUCAGUCAAUAGUUUGGAUGUUGUGGGAGAGCAUUUAGUCUGUGGGACAGAUGCAGAAGCUAUUUACAUUACCAGGGAUCUGCAAGUCUGAUUGUAAACAGAUUCAAAUUUCUGAACAUGAACCAUUGCUCUUAAAAUCAAAAACUUGCCAGUGUGCAGAACAAUGACAAGCACACAUGGAUUACUUUAAAUAAAGUACCCUUCAAAACUGCCAUGCUCAUGUCUCAUUUAAAACCUUGUGUAAAAGACCACAUUGAGUUGGAAGAAAGGCCAUAUCUUUUAGUCACAAACUCGUAUCAGCUUCAGUAUGUAUCAAGUAGUCCUGUAUUUUUAAUCUGCAGCUAUAAUUUAUUGGUUUCUACUUUGUACUGCAUGUUGAAUUUGCCUUGCAUGUUGAAUGCUGAUCUAUAUUGAAAUAGAGAUAUGGGUACACAAGGAUCUGUAUAUGGGAAGUAGGGUCAUGGUAGUGUAGCAGCUAGUGUAAUGCUAUUGCAGCACCAGCCUCCAGGGUUCACUCUCUGCAAAUGUAUGUAAGGACUUUUUACGUUUUUCCCGUGACAGCGUGGGUUUCAGGCUUCCUCCCACAGUACCAAAACUUGUGGGUUAGGCAGUUGUGGGCAUGCUACAUUGGCACCAGAAGCAUGGCAACAUUUGUGAGCUGCCCCCAGCACAUCCUCACGUUGAUGGUCGGUGACACUAAACAACGCAUUUCACCGUAUGUUUCCAUGUACAUGUGACGAAUAAAGCUAAUCUUUGGCGAUUUUUUUUUUCCUCUUC
This is a messenger RNA of Mobula hypostoma (lesser devil ray), 1837 nucleotides long. It is a transcript of the gene nup43, whose product is annotated as nucleoporin 43. The transcript has 8 exons. Gene Ontology annotation, cellular component: nuclear pore outer ring. Gene Ontology annotation, molecular function: protein binding. The record is from RefSeq and is a predicted model, not a curated record. Lineage: Eukaryota; Metazoa; Chordata; Chondrichthyes; Myliobatiformes; Myliobatidae. Bases 45 to 1151 code for a protein of 368 amino acids.